Molecule: messenger RNA, 8770 nt
Organism: Xyrichtys novacula (pearly razorfish)
Lineage: Eukaryota; Metazoa; Chordata; Actinopteri; Labriformes; Labridae
Source: the annotation of a GenBank genome assembly
GCUUUGAAAAUAUUCAUACUUGUAAAAGGGACGGGUCAGCAUCUGGCUGCAACUUUUAGCCAACUCUGGGGGAUUAUAUUUUGUCAUCUUUGUCUGAAACGAUGGAGUCCGAUACUCUAUUGCACGUCGCUAAUUUCAGCACGCUAUUUGUGUGCAUGGUGCUCAAAUUCCCUCAGAUUUUUGUUCUUAUGAGAGCAAAAUCAACGACUGGAGUCAGCCUCAACAGCCUCCUGCUGGAGUUAACAGGGUAUGUGCACUCAGUUUCCAAAGUGUCUGAACGUCCCAUAUUAUGAAUCUAUAGCAUUUAACUUUAUUUGAUUGAAAAAUAAUCCUUUGGUAUCAAUGUGGUAAGGAUUUGAGUGCAUCGGCUCCUAUUAUUGUACACUGAAGUUGCUUUAUAUUGAUGUGGUGUAGGUAUUCUUGUACCUCACCACAGAUCCAAACUCCGUUCAAAAUGAAUGCAAUUUAAGCGAUCUUGGUCACACACAACAUUUCGCAGAUGUAUAAGUUCUUUUCAGACGUGUCCUGAAUAUGUGAACCAUUUUACAUAAUUCGGCCUGAAUAUAACAAAGCACUUACCUUUUUUCUUCAUUAAACCUUGUAAAUCUCUGUUUUGCUCCACCUGACGCGCUACCAAGGGUGUUUGCCUUUAGUGGGGGAAUAAAAGGGGAAACGCAUCUUUAUACAGACUGAUUAUUGUAGCCAGUGGAGGAUUUAAAGCUGGUGUCUGUUAGAGAUUAAGAAUAAAAUAGGGCACAGCUGCCCUGUGACAAAUAAAUAAAUAAAUCUCUGUAUGCUGGUUUUAUACUGAACUGUUGUGUUUUGGAUACAGAGUGCAGAGCUGUGAUUGAUUUCCUAUGAUUUUUGAGAACAUUAAGUGUUAUAAUUUAAAGUAUUUAAAUCAGUGCAUUAGAUUACCUCAUAAAGAACUGAAAAAUGAUCUUAGAAUAGAUGUGCCUUUUCUGCUAUUUUUGUAGGUUCUAUAUUAAAAAUCAUUCAUAGCAAGAGACUGAGUCACUCUACCCUAUGUGUAAAGCUGUAUGAAUUCUCAGCGUCCUGUCUCUCCUCUGUGUCUGGCAGCAGCUGCACCCUUCUAAAUGUCUCUACUGUGUUGGUGAGCGAUAGCCGACAGUCACUGCAUGCUUCAGGAAAAAGUAAAGUGUUAAAGCUUCAUUUGGUGAACAGAAAUGACAAGGGUAUUCCAAAGAUAUAAUACUAGCAUUGAUUCAAACUGUCAGAUCUAUUGGUAAUGAAUCUUUGCUAAGCCUAUUUUUAUUGGAGUGGAACAUUGGCAAUCAACUGCAUGUGACCACAAAUCAGAUAGGCAUGGAGUAAAAUCGGAUUCCUCCUCAGUUACUGUGAGACAUUAUUAAUGUUUGAGUGAUCAUGGUGAUAGCUGCUAAAAUUUAUUGCCUUUAAAAAAAAUUAGUUUUCAGCCUGUCUGAGAACAAAAAACACCCAAAAGAUUAUUUUUGGGAUUUUGAUUCAGUGAUGUAGCAAAUUAUUCUUCAGACAAAGGUUGAUGAAGUUAGUUUAUGAUCCCUGAGAGUUUAAAAUGAAAAUCUCUUACUUCAGCUGCACUCAGCUCUUCUUUAAAUGUCAUUCUGCUUUGAAGCGUUAGCGUGAAGUGUGCAGCUACAUGCACACUUCCUUUCAAGAACUGCAGGAUAUUGCAGACCUCCAUUUGCCAUCUGACUUGUAAAGAUUCAUCCUGUGCAGCUUUAACUUGAUCUGGUUUUGGUGGUUUAUUGUUGUCGCAGCUCCAACUUGCAUCCGUUUGUAAGCCAUUGCCAUGCCUGCACACAGAAACCUGCACACACACCAUCAGUCACCACAUUCAUCCAUCUGCAUGUUAGCUCGAUAAACAGGAUACGGGGCCUAGCCAACAGAUGAUGGUCCUUACCUGAAAUCUACAACUCUGUUCAGCACUGCUGGUUCAUCAUGUUUGCAGAGUGCAUUGAUCCAAGCAUAAACAGUCACAGUUAGGCUCGUUCCAUGAAGUCAUAAUGACAAAGGUUAAGCAUGACGUGGCAAGGAAAAUUCUCCUUUACUGCAUCAGACCAUGAGUGUUCUCAACAUCCCAUUUCUACCAUUUGGAUCAUUGCUUUGGUGGUUUUGUUUCAACCUUUCAGCACAGUACAAUAACAUGAAACCUUUUGUCUUACAGGUUCAUUGUGUUUGUAACAUAUCAGAUGUACUAUGACUACCCUCCUCCGACAUACCUGGAAUAUCCCAUUCUUAUUGCUCAAGGUGAGUCGUCUAUUUCAGACGCAGAUCAAAUCAGUGCUGAUUAUGAGCCUAUUUAAUGAACAGGUUUUAUUAUGAGAACUGAAAGGUGUUUAGAAGUUCAAUUGAAGGCUAAGCCUCAAAAGGUUGGUUAAGAUUUUUUGAAGUGUAACUUUUCAAUAGGAGGUGUACUGAAUUCAGUCAUAGGAGAUCAAUAUCAGCUGAGCCUCUUUGAUGAGAAACCGACUGGACAACCAGAUCACAAAGAAGGCAAUUGGCCUUUGCAGAUGAUGUUGACUUGGCAACUUGAUUCAGCUAAUUUUUACAAAACUCUUACUCAAACGCUGAUGUCUGGUGGGAAAUAAUUCUACUUCUCAUUUGAUCAUCCUCCUCAAUAAUCACUGUCUGAGUGAGUUUAUGAUGUGAACUGCUAGUUUUAGGUUCUCUUUGACACGAUGUGAUGCUCACAUUGAAAAUUACUGUUAAAUUCCAAGUCAACUAGAUAAUAGAGCAGAGUAUAUUUGGUGUGGACCUACCCAGUGAUUGACAGGCUGCUACCAUGGUCACUUCUCAAAGGGAUACAUACGUCGUAAUGGAUGCCAAAAUAAAAGACUAUAAAACAUGGUUGUCCCAGUGUCGAUGGCAUCGCCUGUUGGUUUCCCAAUGUUAGAAAUCUGCAGGGAUGUGGAGGUGAGGCUGUAGCCUGGCUGCCCCAAAAAUGGAUAGACAUGUGACUGAUCAGCCAUGCCCCACAUUGUGUCGAAUUUUUAGCUCAAAAAUGAUCAAAACAAGUAUUAAAAAUGUAAAAAAUCAAUAAAUGAAGGGACCAGAACAGCUUUUGUAAAGAUGCUCGAUUCAGCUGUAAAAAUGGAUGUUCAAAAAUGAGCUGUAACAGGGUUGUCUUGUCUUCUGAGGUCUUGGCUUGGUAAGUUAACACUUACCAACCUUUUGCACUUCCACACUGGCUUCGAUUUUCGAGGUUGCUGCUUGGUCAAAACACCCGCUCUGGCUUUGAAAGAACAACACUGUCUGCAGCUACAACACCAACAGCACAGCAUAACAUUGGGCUGCCACAAAUGAAUGGGUGUCGUCAUGCAGGCUGCGCCAUCUCCCCACACACAGUCUGUGGUCAAAAGUAAUCAUGUUCGAGAAAGAUGAACAUCAAUAUGACAAAUGUUUGACCGUGGUUAAAUAUUAUACACAGGGCUUUGACAGAAAAUCAAUGAACCCUCCACAUGUGAGCAGCAAUAAAUGUCUUGUUGUAGAGUUCAGGUCUCUCAAUGAUCGUGUAGUUUGGAACAAAUGACUUGAUCCGAGUUUCCUUAGAGAGCGGCAUAAAGUCAUCUUUGACCCUCUAUUGAUCUCCAUCCAUAAUCUCCAUCUGUAUGAGCCUGAAAAACACAACACCAGUUUCCCCACUGGACUCAGGCUGCUGGACCAUUAAGUGUCCACCCCAAGAGGUCUGUUAGUGACAGGAAAAAUAUUGAUAUCUUCUGUGAGUGUUUCAACCGGGGAGAUAUGAGUGUGUGGGUGAAUUAAUGAGGCUGUGAAAAAUUGGUGAUGUUCUCUCUAAACGCAGUCAGACUCAGUCUCCUGAAACCUGCGGCUCAUUGAUCAGCUGUGAGUUAUAUUCUGCUGUCUGUCCAUAGAUGUCAUUCUUCUUCUCCUGAUCCUUCACUACAAUGGCAGCCUGAAGCAGAGCCUGGUCUACGCCCUGGUGUAUCCUUUCAUAACUUUCAAAUCAUGUGAAGGUGUUCACUCAGCUCUGAAGAGAAGCAAUGACUCUGUUGAAACCUUUUACUGAAUGAAUGCCUUAACUGAAUGUGCUCAGGUUUGUCGGAGGCUGGAGACUCCUCACCGUGGACAAGUGGAUCAUAGAUUUGGCCAUGGUAAUAAACUUGUUUCCAUGGUAAUAAACUUGUUUAACCUCAAUCAUAAGUCAGAGUCAGCAAAAAGUUGGCAUGUCGUCAGUCAGUGAAAUGAGGUGGAGAUUUGAAAAAAGAGCUAUCCUCUAUCUCAUUGCACCUUGUGUAUCUCAGAGGGCACCCAGAAACAGUAAAUGCUGAACCGCCUUGAUGGUAAUAAAAAGGUGAAAGCAGCACUUUUGAAGUGGCCUUUCCUUUCAGAGUUGAAAUUUUGCAGACAUCAUAAAGUGUUUGAACUUUUCCCUCUGAGAACUGAGUUAUAGAUCUCUUUAAAAAUAGAAAUGCAAAAACACUGCAAACUGAAUCUGGGGUCUCUGACCUCCUCUUUCUCCUCAGAGUCUUUGCACAUUCAUCAGUGCUGCCAGUAAAUUUGCUCAGCUUCAGUGCCUGUGGAAGUCCAAGGAGGCUGGACAGGUUAGCGCCCUCUCCUGGGGUAUGGCCACAUACACCUGUAUGGGUGAGUACUACAUAUGGGCAUUUGAGCUGUUCUCUUUUAGGCACACUUUUACCUGGUUCUGAGACUUCAUAUCCUCUCUUGUCUACAAAUGUCACGUAGCUGUAUCAAAUCUGUGCUACUACAUUAAAAUGAAUAACAUCACAGCCGUGUCAGCCCUUCAUCUGAGGUGAUUUUCUUAAACCUUGUAUAAAUAAGUGAUUGUGCCCUUAAGACCUCGAAAAAGAGACCAAGUUUGCUGGCUGGAUGAGUUGGUAGAGCAGAGCAGAAGCCUUACAUGACCACACCUGUCCAGGGUUCGACUCAAACCUUAGGCCCUGGAUACAUGUCAUCCUUGGUCUCUCUUCCUUGCUUCUCCUGCCCCUCCUCUGUGAUGCGGUCUAAAAAUCAUCUGCAGAAAUAACACGGUUUAAAACAUGUUAAAAAAGAGGGUUUCAAAAUGUGUUGGAACUCUAACACUCCUAUUGGAAAUUCAUUAAUAAUACAUGAGACUAAAUACCAAGAGUCUUCUUCAAGAGUGAUACAAUAAAUAUGUAUGAAACAUGAUUAUCUCUACUUUUCAGAUAAAUGCUAAUGUCCUCUUAUCUGUCAGCCCUCAUGCUUAGCGUUCUUAUUACAUUCAGGAAGUUUUAACCAAUCUGUCUUCCCUGAAGUACUGUUACUCACACUUCAUGAAUAUGUAAAAUACUAUUUACUCAGCUUUUAAUUAAAAGAAAUUAGCAAUUCCAUGCCUCAUUAAUUUAAUAUUAGAUGCUCUGUGGGAUAAUGAGGAUAUCAUCAGCAUGGCUUCCUCUAUGUUUCAGCACGGAUUUACACCACCACAGUGACGACUGGAGACAUGCAGGGUGAGUCACGAGUUUACAAAUGAAGUAGUUUGUAAUAAUAUUUUCUCAUUUCAUUUGUUCUUAAACACUUUGCAAAUAUUUUUUUUGUGAAUAUGCAUUACUGUUCAACUUUUUGUUGUUUUUUGCUUUAUCUGGUGUUCAAUUAAGACUGCACAGCAGAGGCAUUAAAUCCACCAAAGGAGUCCUAUCUUGGUUCUCAGUCAGAUGAGUGUCCCCUGUUAAUUGUCAAACUGCUGAGUGUGUGUUUUCUGACACAAAUUGUGUUUUUCGGCACUUUGAAAUUGAAUUUGGGAGGUUUGUUUACUGUGCAGAGUGAAAUAUAAAAAAGAACCGUCUUUCUUAGUUUUUAAAGUAAAGUAUAUUUUGACUUUCCUUCUUGGUAUAUAGUCAAUAGAUAAUGAAACAACAGCUCCCUCAGUGCCUUCAUAUAGAAAAGCUGCCAAUGCUCCCUACACAGGGUCAAGGCUCACACUCAUAAAGGUUUAAAACUUGUUCUGCAACAUUAUUGUUCGUCUGGCGAUAUUUAUGGCUGUUUUUCACCCUGUUUAGCUCUUCUGCUUCUUUUUGAGUUACAGUUGUUUUCAAUUGUUAAAGUUCUGUGAUUAUUGCUGCAGCUGUUUAGCAUUAAUUAUAGAGAUUUUGGGUCUCUUGAUAGAUGUGAUGUAAAUAAUUUGUGGUUGGUUUGUGUCCCCUAGUUGUAAUUUAAAGUAAAUUCAUGGUCAUUAUGCAUGGCCUCGUAGCUAUUGUGCUGACAUAAAUGGUCAUGGAGCAUCUCUUUAAUGGCUCUGUGUAGCUUAAUAGUUGAUAUUAGUGAUGCACAAUAUCACCAACCUAUCACUAUCAGAAGUUAAAAGCUCAAAAAGUUCAUUUUCAGUAUCAGCAGACAUGCAAAUCUCUCUCUAUAUAUGCACAGCACUGAGUGGCACAUUAAUUAUACUCUUCAAUGACAGCUUAUGUGUUGGCUGUGUGUACGUUUAAAGUGUCUGAAACAGACAACACAAUAGCUGUUUGAAAUGCUUGUAAAACAGACAGUGUGGGAGGAGAAGCAAAUCAGCACUCCUUGAAUACUGCCGGUUUCAUUUCAUAUCUCAGACCUGUCAACCUGUACAGCACCACAAAGUUUUAAAAGAAAGAAUGAAAGUCUAGAACUAGGAUCGCCUGUAUGUACCUUAAAUGGCUUUUCGUGUUUUUGUGGUUGAUCUAGUGAGUCAUAGCAAUAGCAUGACCUUAAAGAGAUAUAAGAAACACUUUACAUGAAGGUCCCUGUAAUGAGCAUUAAUUCAAAGUUAAAAGCUGCUUACUUGACCAUUAAAAGAUGCUUUUGAACGUCUCUAAUUACAUAAUUAACACAUUUCUUACUGCUUAUAAAACACAUACUACUCUCAUUAAAGAGAUUCAUUGACAGUUUUUAUUCCUGCCCUUAUUAACAUCAAUUAGACUUAUUAAGGGUUAAUUGGAGAUUAAUAACCAUAUUAUUUAUUUGCUUGAAAUAAACUUAUUACCAACUACAAUAUGAAGACAGCUUUUAAAAAUGAAGACAUCUGUAUGAGCCUUUAUUACAAUCAUUACUCAAAUGCAUUAUUACUGCUUAUAACCUACCGUCGAAGCACUUAUAGGCCUAUUUAUAAUUUACUGAACAUUGAUAAGACUAUAAAAGGUUUUGAUGAAUGCCUUGUGAGUUCACUUUCUGGAUCUAGAGUUGGAUCAGUGUUUCAUAAAGAUGAAUAAAGCCUUUAAUAUUCCACUGACUGCUUAUAGGGAAGCUGUUAAUAAGUUUCCUUACAAGUUUAUAUUUAUCUUUAAUUAACCCUUAUAAAGUUAAUUCAGUGAUAAUAAACAUGCUUUUGAUGUUUGUCGCAGACAUAUACAUAUAUACACUGUUCACAUGUUUCCAAUGAGAGUCUAAGUAUUUCAUAAGCAGAAUGUUUUAACUAUGCUUAAAUUAACACAGUUUCAUCUUGUAAGGUAUUGUAGGAGGAAUAUUUCCUGUGAAUUCAUGCUUGUUAGAAUGACCCUGAUAUUUAAGUUACAGAGCUAUUUAAGGAUUUUUGAAGUGAGGUUACAUGAGACUAACAACUUCAUAAGCCACAAUGGAUGCUGGUCAGUCCAGUCCCCUUCAACUAAGAGACUGUUUUCUCCACUUCACUUUACCGUCAGAAAGCCCAAAGAAACAAAAAAUACAACCACGUAAACUAAUGAGUGAUUCUACCUGUGCCGAUGACAUGCCAUUUCACACAUGUACACCUUUAUGAGCCAGACUGUACAGAGGAAAAGGGCGACUCAGUGAGCCAAAGGUAAAAGCGGUAGCAUGAUGGUACCGGUGUGCACACAAGGAGCCACUGCCUACACAUCAAGAAAACUACGUACUUUCACAAACAAGACUUGGGUCAAAAGUUGAUCCUUUUAGAAUCAAAAUAUACCAGCUGUUCACUCAUGGCUGCAGUCAGCAUUGUUUACCAGAGUCUACUAAACACUGCAGUUUACAGACUUUCUCCAAUAUUCAUGUUUUUUUGUUUUUUGUUUUUUUUGUGGCCAGUACACUCCACAGUUACAUAUGACUUAUGCUAUCCCACUUCAAAAAUACUGAAAUGUCCCUUUAAUAAGUGGUGUUAUCAGCUUUUGCAUGUUAAACAGCCCGAUUCUUUACAGAAGAGUAGAUGCAGACAGUCUCAUGUAGAAGAACAAAGUGUUAACCAACAGAGACAUCAAGAGGCCGCUCUGGUACUUUCACUCGUACAUCCUCAUCAGUUUGGGAUGUCUAUCUAUCUUCAUGAUCUUGUGAGUGAAUCCUUGUUUCUCAUAAAACUUCUCUUUUUGCCUCAGUUCUGGUGCGGUUCAUCGCCAUGACGUUGCUCAACAUGUGGGUGCUGCUCACUGUACUGUACUACCAGAGGAGCAGCAGCAGGACCAAGAAAGAUGACUAAGCUUUAAAGUGGAGUCCUGAUGUUAACCUGCUGUCCUGCCAAACUGCAGGUGUGUUCCUGCUCAGUUUACUGCUCAGAUUCAUUCUGUUCUUCUUGACAGAGACAACAAAACAAACAAAAAAAAACGAUUAUGCAAGCAGUGUUUGUAUUACAGACCCAUAAAAUAUGCUUUUUCUAACGUUUUUACCUCAGUGUUUAACCCACACAUUUCUUUUUGUUACAUUCCAGUUAGUGUAAAUGUUUGGGGAGCAGAGACCAUUGUUUUUGUUUUUUUGUUUUUUCCAUGUAUGACUGAGAUCACUCUACUCAGGAGAGGAAAUACUGUAUUUGAAAAUCUUUUGUGAGCGUUCAGUUCUCCCUGGAUUUUUUUUUAAUAAAGCAAACUUUCUACCUUCA